This is a messenger RNA of Galeopterus variegatus (Sunda flying lemur), 1141 nucleotides long. RefSeq names its product organic solute carrier partner 1 (gene OSCP1). The record is from RefSeq and is a predicted model, not a curated record. Gene Ontology annotation, biological process: transport. Gene Ontology annotation, cellular component: plasma membrane; cytoplasm. The coding region runs from base 42 to 962 and encodes 306 amino acids. The transcript has 9 exons. Lineage: Eukaryota; Metazoa; Chordata; Mammalia; Dermoptera; Cynocephalidae.
AGUCCCGGGGGUCUUCGCCAGUACUGCUGACUUCAAGCAGCAUGUCGGUGCGGACGCUACCGCUGCUAUUCUUGAACUUGGGUGGGGAGAUGCUUUACAUCCUGGACCAGCGGCUGCGGGCCCAGAACAUCCCCGGAGACAAGGCCCGCAAAGAUGAAUGGACAGAGGUGGACAGAAAACGAGUUCUGAAUGACAUCAUCUCAACCAUGUUCAAUAGAAAGUUUAUGGAGGAAUUGUUCAAACCCCAAGAGCUUUACUCCAAGAAGGCCCUGAGGACUGUCUACAACCGCCUGGCUCAUGCCUCCAUUAUGAGACUGAACCAGGCCAGCAUGGAUAAGGUGUCCACAUUUCUAAAGGAUAAAGUUCAGAAUUCUAAUGGUCGCUUUGUGUUGCCAGUGUCUGGCCCUCUUCCCUGGGGAACUGAAGUUCCCGGACUCAUCAGAAUGUUCAACAACAAAGGUGAAGAAGUGAAGAAGAUAGAGUUCAAGCAUGGUGGAAACUAUGUCACUGCACCCAAAGAAGGUUCCUUUGAACUUUAUGGAGACCGAGUCCUGAAACUGGGAACUAACAUGUACAGUGUGAAUCAGCCUGUGGAAACCCACAUGUCCAGAGGAUCAAAGAACUUAGCCUCACGGACACAGGAAAACAUUGCUCCAAACCCUCUUGCUAAAGAAGAGCUGAAUCUCUUGGCCCGGCUGAUGGGAGGGAUGGAGAUUAAAAAACCCAGUGGCCCUGAGCCAGGAUUCCGGUUGAAUCUCUUUACCACCGAUGAAGAAGAGGAACAGGCAGCACUAACCAGGCCAGAAGAGUUAUCCUACGAAGUUAUCAACAUACAGGCUACCCAGGAUGAGCAACGAAACGAAGAGCUGGCUCGGAUCAUGGGGGAAUUUGAGAUCUUGGACCAGCCAAAGCAGAGCGCCAGCAAGGGGGAUGAUCUGCUAGCCAUGAUGGAUGAGUUAUAGCUGUGCUGACCUGGCACACCCUGCCCCCAGGGGAGAGGCUGCUUGAUGAGGACCCCUGCCCUUCUAGUUCCUGUUUAUGUUGUAACAAACUGUGCAGAUCUUACUCAGAGAGGACCCUCUCUUGAAGGCACACACAUACACAAACUUUCAGCAAAAUAUAUUUUGGCUUUUAAACUUGA